Molecule: messenger RNA, 6636 nt
Organism: Xyrauchen texanus (razorback sucker)
Lineage: Eukaryota; Metazoa; Chordata; Actinopteri; Cypriniformes; Catostomidae
Product: IQ motif and SEC7 domain-containing protein 2
Exons: 16
Coding region: 1984-6636 (1550 amino acids)
Biological process (GO): regulation of ARF protein signal transduction; actin cytoskeleton organization
Molecular function (GO): protein binding; guanyl-nucleotide exchange factor activity
Source: RefSeq, a predicted model, not a curated record
CCGAAUGGCGUAGAGGGGCGCCAGGUGCAGGAGAGUCCAGGGAGCAUCAAUGGGGAAUGGACCCGACUAAUGCACACUUGCUCAACGUGUGAGCCGUUCAUUCAUAAGAGAUAUCCUUAGUCACUGGCAUCUAUACCUUGACAUCUGCGCGCGCCAACGCGGGUUUUGUAGUUUUAGUUGUCAUAUAACGUGGUUUUCGAUACAUUCAUUUAACAUUUGUCUACAAAAUGCGUGUAAUAGGUGUACCUCAUCAGCAUGGACUGUGUUAUUUAAUGAUCUCGCGUGGAUUGGCUUGACACUGCGUGGACACGCGCUCUUGGACGCUGUAUAUUCCGUAUUGUGAGUCUCAGAUGUUUCAAGACCAGUGCGCCUUUGCGCUGAUUACACAAAGCGACAAAAAUGCGACAGCCUGUGGAUACAUCCUACUGCAAUGAUUGUAUUUAUACUCUAUGUUGUGUACUGUUGACGAGGACGCGCUACGGACCUAUUGCGGAGAUUUAACGCACAGAAACAGAAGAUCAGUAAUAUUUCACCGUUUAAAUGAUAAAAGCGCAAAAACAUUUUUGGAGCGUCGAAUUGGAGAUUGAAACGACUUUGAUGUCAUAGUGUUGGGGCGCACUGUAUGUAUCACUUCAUUAUCGCAACAGCUGUACGCAUUCGAGACGCGCAAUUGUAUAUGAGGUCUCCUGUAAUGCUGUUUGGGCAAUAAGUGAGAAACCGCGCGUGAGUACAAAUCAAACGCGUGAAUGAAACACGAAGAUAAGUGCUAUUAUUUUAAAUGAACUGAGGUUUGGGUUCAGAAAUCAUUAAAUGGAGAUAUGAAUUAUUGGUGCAACGCUAAGAGAGAGAUAGCUUUGGUGCGGAAAAUAAAAGGGGAGACAAGAAAUGUGUUUUAUGAAAUAGCCAAAUAUUGUGUUGAAGGGACUUUCAAGGAGUUGAAAUGCAUGAUGCGAGGAAAAUCUUUGUCCAGGUAAUCUGUCAUGGUUUUAAGAUGCGUUUAAAUAAAAUUAACAAUAUGAAUGGCUUGAAUGAGGAGAGCACGCAUUUGUAAUGAGUGUGAGAAGAAGAUAACGGGGAACUGGGUUGUUCUGAAUGACAUGCGCACACCUCCCACAAGCCAAUUUAGUCUGGCAGUGGAUUUAUGGAAACAACUUUUGGUACCUGGCUCCCCCUUUCCAUCUUGAUCUUCUUUGGAUGGAAUGACUCGUACAGAAAAUGUCUCCCAAACACUUCAGGAUGGAAUAUGAGUCAUGCAUAGACCACAACUAGAAAGAGUCUUCACAGCUGCAAUGACUUGAUGAUAUUGUUUGAUGUUCAACUCCACAUUUGAAAAGUGAAAAGGAAGAGGACAUGCACCGGAGAAAUGGAUAAAAAGCCAAAUCAGCUUUGCCUCCUGUCUCGUGGAUUUGUGCUGACUUAGCUUUUUGUGGUUUAUCCUUGCCUUGGAUAAAUUACGCUGUAAGUCUUGGAUGUUCUGUGACUGUGUUUUCUCAUUUUUAUUACCUUAUGGGAGAAAAAUUAAAGCAUAGAUGUCACUUUUGUUUUGCUCAUUGCUAAAGAAAAUAUUAUUUCUCCAAAAUGACUUGGAUCUCACCUCAAUAAUUCUUUGGUGGCAAUGGAAAAAUGGCACACUUGACAUCUACGCACUGACACAUAAACAUUCUCAUCCUUUAUAAACCAAUGUACAAAUAAUAUUUAUUGUUCUUUGUAUGUCAAUGCAAAAUCCCAUUAUGGAAUUCCCUCACCACCUGAGUUCGGUACUGUGACUGCCUAAGCUGCAUCUAAAUUUGAAGAAGCCACAUUUAAGCCACAUUUGAAAGUGACCACAAUUCAGCUCUGUUAACACUUCUCUAAAACCUUCACAUUUCCCUCUCUCCCCCCCACCCGCGCCACGUGGGGGGGAGAGCUUCCUCCUCUGGGGUGACCCCAGAAGCGUGUCCCCCUCAGCCCAGCAGACAGUGACUGUCACACAGGUCUGUCAGCAUGGAUGCUGGCCACGGCGGCCCGGAGAACCCCAACCGGGCAGUGGAGUACCUGCUAGAGCUCAACAACAUAAUCGAGAGCCAACAGAAGCUUUUGGAAACACAGCGGCGGCGCAUUGAGGAGCUGGAAGUACAACUGGACCGACUCAGCCAGGAGAACAAGGACCUGCGGCUGGACCGACAGCCCGGCCCACCCCCACCACCACCUCCCAUCCACCCCACCCUGACAGCCACAGCCCACGCUCCAGCAUCCACCAACAUCUACUCCAAUAAGAGCCACAAUAGUGGCCCUAUCCCCAUCCCCAUCCCUGCUCCAGCACCUCCACCCCCACCUCCACCUGUACCGCCACGGGACCGCCGCGCCAAUGCCAACGCACACACAAGGCUUGGCCAGAGCCUGUCGUGUGGACCCAAUGCCACGGAGAGGGACAGGGAACGAGAGAGAGAUGGUGCCGGUACCAGUUUGGGCAGCUCUCUACCGAGACAGCCAGAAGGAGACUUAUCCAACAAAGACAGUGUGGAUGCAGAUCCUCAGUGUCCGGACACAGGAAGCUUUUCUGAUACCACCUGCAGUCAGGGCCCAUACCUGGGAAAUUCAAACCGCUACAGGAACAUUCGAAACGCUCCCGGCCCUCAGGGGCCUACAGUGGAUCCUCCAAGCCCAACGAGCCUGGCCUGGGCUCAACGGACGCGACACCAGCCCGCCAGCCUGGCUCUCCGCAAGCAAGAGGAGGAAGAGAGCAAGCGCUCCAAAGCGCUCUCUGACAGCUAUGAGCUCUCCACAGACCUUCAGGACAAGAAGGUGGAGAUGCUGGAGAGGAAGUAUGGCGGUUACUUCCUGAGCAGGCGAGCGGCUCGAACCAUACAGACGGCGUUCCGUCAGUAUCGUAUGAACAAGAACUUUCAGCGGCUUCGCAGUUCUGCCUCUGAAAGCCGAAUGACCCGUCGAAUCAUCCUGUCGAACAUGCGUUCGCAGUACUCGUUUGAUGAGCGACAGCCACAGAUGCAGCCUCAGACACCUCAGCAGCAGCAAGGUCGAUACACCAGUCAUCACAGCUCAUCUCUGGGCACAGCUGGCCAGCCGGGAAACCCAGACACACAGCAGGAGGCUUAUUCACCUGCACACAGUCCUUCAGACAGGGAGGAGUACUCGCAUGCAGACGAUGACUUCAACAAACAGGUGACGUCGCUGGCUGACUCUAUGGAUGAUACUUUAACAUGUCAGUCAGGACGAGGGGACUCUCAGGAUGGUGGCGGGGGAGGCGGUGAUGAGGGUGAUGAUUUCAGUGAGUGUGCAUGGAGCAGCAAACCCACCCUGCGCAGGGGGGUCUUGGGAGAGCAAGAGCGACUAGGAGUCAUGCAUGAAGACAGCACAGCCACCUCGUACAGCGAUGUCACGCUUUAUAUGGACGAUGGCAUUCCGUGUUCACCGCUGUCCAUUGAGCGGGUUCCCUCCAGCACGGACACGGAGUACUGGGGCAUCAGCAGGGGUGUUGGAGUUCGUGAGGACAGUCGGGACACGGAGGGUGGGGGGAGCAAUAACAGCCGGCGUAGCACGCCAUGCACGGAAUGCCGAGAUUACCGCUUACGUGGGUCCCACCUUCCUGUUCUUACCAUAGAGCCACCCAGCGACAGCUCGGUCGACAUGAGUGACCGCUCAGACCGUGGCUCCCUCAGCAGACAGCUGCUAUAUGAGCAGGAGCCUGCUGGUGGCGGAUCGCCCCAAGGAACUCUUAAACACAACCCUGUCCCUCGCUCGCCCAAUCCCUGCACGGCACAGGGCCAGACGCGACCUCCAGGCCGCCCCAUCCCUUCGCCUUUACCUACGCACCUACCACACCACACCAUAAUGCACCACCACCAUCACCCACACCUUCACCAUCCAAUGCACCAGCACCCUUUGCCACACAUCCAUCACCCCUACCCAGACCCCACAUCCCCCUCCCCUACCCAGACUCCACUUACGCCACUCUCUUCCUCGUCAUCUGCGCCGCUGCCCCCUACUGGGCUGGAACAUUCGGAUGGUGAUAACGACUCACUAAACUCCACCACCAACUCUAACGAGACCAUCAACUGCAGCUCAGGCUCUUCUUCCCGGGACAGUCUGAGAGAGCCACUGCCUCAGCUAGGAAAACAGACUUAUCAGAGAGAGAGCCGGCACAGCUGGGACUCACCAGCUUUUAACAAUGACGUGGUGCAGAGGAGGCAGUACCGCAUUGGACUCAACCUCUUUAACAAGAAACCAGAGAAGGGAAUCCAGUAUUUGAUAGAGAGAGGCUUUGUAUCAGAUACACCAGUGGGCAUUGCACGCUUCAUUCUAGAGAGGAAAGGCCUGAGUAGACAAAUGAUUGGGGAGUUUCUGGGAAACCGACAAAAACAGUUCAAUAAGGAUGUGUUAGACUGUGUGUUGGAUGAAAUGGAUUUCUCAGGCAUGGAUCUGGAUGAUGCCUUGAGGAAGUUUCAGGCUCAGAUUAAAGUUCAAGGAGAAGCCCAGAAAGUAGAGAGACUGGUAGAGGCCUUCAGUCAGAGAUACUGUGUGUGCAACCCUGCACUUGUCCGUCAGUUUCAGAAUCCUGACACAAUCUUCAUCCUGGCCUUUGCUAUUAUCCUACUUAAUACAGACAUGUACAGUCCCAACGUCAAAGCUGAGAGAAAGAUGAAGCUGGAAGAUUUUAUCAAGAACCUGAGAGGAGUGGACAAUGGACAGGAUAUUCCCAGGGAUUUGUUAGUCGGAAUCUACCAGCGCAUUCAGAAAUGGGAACUCAGGACAAAUGAUGACCACGUCUCUCAAGUACAGGCUGUUGAGAGGGUCAUUGUGGGAAAGAAACCUGUGAUUUCUCUGCCACAUCGCAGGCUAGUAUGCUGCUGUCAGCUAUAUGAAGUUCCUGACCCCAAUCGACCACAGAGGAGUGGAGUUCACCAACGGGAGGUCUUCCUCUUUAAUGAUCUUCUGGUGGUUACGAAGAUCUUUCAGAAGAAGAAGACGUCGGUGACGUACAGUUUCAGACAGUCUUUUCCCCUAUUGGAGACGCAGGUUCAUAUGUUCCAGAAUUCCUACUACCCUCAUGGUAUCAGACUGACAUCAGCAAUGCCUGGCAGUGAGCGUAAGGUUCUGAUUGUGUUCAACGCGCCGAGCCAGCAGGACCGAACACGCUUCACCAGUGACCUGCGAGAGAGCGUUGCUGAGGUUCAGGACAUGGAGAAAUACCGCGUAGAGUCUGAGUUAGAGAAGCAGAAAGGUGUGAUGCGUCCAGGGCUCUUAAGUGGAGAUGUGGGUGGGGUUGGCGGGAUGAAGACUGAGGCUGUGAACGGCACUCUGGGUAGGCCCAGUCUGGAUGACACGUACGCGACAGGGGAGGGGCUUAAACGAACAGCACUUAGCUCCUCGCUGAGAGACCUCUCUGAGACAGGAAAGCGAGGCCGUAGAAACAGCGUUGGCUCUUUGGAUAGUACCAUUGAAGGAUCCAUCAUUAACAGCCCACAGCCACACCAACGCAUACCCAUCGGGGGUGCCAUUCCUGGCUGCUACGGGGUGGAAGACUACCGGCCUCACCGCCCCAUCCUGAGCCCCGGAGUAGGGGUGGGGGGUGGGCCGGGGCAGCUUCACAACGCCGUAGGGAACAUGGGUGGAAUCCCUGGAAUCGGCGAUCGAGGUGGGGGGCAGGGGAGCAGUUCUGGGGGGAGCAAUUCAGGUUCCUUCCUGGGCUCCCUGUUUGGCAGCAAACGCUCCAAACCCCCUGCUCCCCUUACACCCCCCGGGCCACAAUACCCGGCCCCCGUGCCACCGCCUACUACAGGAGGGCCACCACCCCUAUCCCCCUCCGCCCUCAGCCAGUCAGACCCCGGUGGGCCAUCCAAAAUCCAAUCACUGCACGCUCAGUACUGUCACAACAACUUUGGCCAGCCUCCGCCCCCAUACCACCAUCAUCAUCGGUAUCACAUGCAGAUUUCCGGCCCGGGCCAUCAGCCCGUUACCCACCAUAUUUUGCAACGAGGGUCCCUCCCACGGCACGGGCAACCUGCUCCUUCUCACGCCCAGCUCCAGCAGCAACUAUCCCAUCAUGCUAUGCAGCAAGGCCGCUACGGAAAUAUAGCCUGCACCCCUCCACCUCUGUCCCCGCAUUCACCCCAUUCCCCCAUUGCCCCGUUCAACUUCUACCACGUACACCCCGUACGCCAUGCCCGCGCACCCGGUCCUACCGGAAAGCUUCCACUCACCCUGUCUCACUCUCAGCCCCAUCCACACGCCUACUCCCACGUUCACUCUCAUACCCACAACCAUCCCGGCCACGCCCACAGCCCUCACCCACUACUGCAUCACUCUGCCCAUCAGCCUCACUUCGUCUUCUCCCCACCCCCUCAGGCACCAUCCGCUAUUACCGCCCGCCACAUACCACAGGGUACCGGCCACUACGUACCACAAUACCCGCCCCUCUCCUCCAUCCCGCCUCCUCCACUACACUCCCCAUUACCUCCUCCGUCCUCCCCACAUACCCCUCUCACCCCUCUCACACCAUUAUCUCCACUCACUCCAGGACCCCUGGGGGUGCAGUCGGGCGGCCCAGUGGGCGGAGGAGGAGGCGGGCCCAGCAACAGCAGCACGGGCGGCAGUUCCAAAUCCAAACCUAUCAACCGCAUCAGCACGGUGGUGUGA